AUGGAGGCGGAAUCGAGGGGACCGGAGUCCAAUCCAAUCCGUCGGGGAGCUGUCAGCGAAGAUGAUCCGGCCAAAUCUCCUCCACGGCCGCCGUCCGACCCAGGGAAGCCCCUUGCUUCGCCAGCGCGUCGGAGCAAGGAGGAAACAUCUGAAUCGGAGUCUGGGUCGGCAAGGCGGAGGAAGAGGAAGAGGGUCACCGAUUCUAGGGAUUCGGCGAGCUCUGGUUCGGACUCAUCUGCCUACAGCUCUCCACUUCGCGAGCCCAAGGCUCCCGUGGUGCCCCUUACAGAUGAAGAUGGUUCCGUGUCCUACUUCUUCACCAGUGACAAGGCUGCCGUGCACAAAUACUACAAUGAUGUGGAGAAAUACGAUGCAAAAAUGGCUCGUCAUGAGCGGUUGUUAACAAGCGGGCGGUCCAGUAUCACUGAGCGCUACACUCUGAAGGACACGGAGGCUGUUAUAACUUAUGCCAAAUCAGUUCUUACCCUUUCGUCCUACCAGGAUGGCAAGGUGAUGAACCUGUGCACAGGAAUCGUCGUUGAGGUAGAUGCAGUUAAGAACUCUGCUGUCAUUCUCACCUCCGCAUGGAUCAUCUGCAGCAAGAAACCUCUAGAUGACUGGAAAAACAAGGAAUAUGAUCCUGAGGCAAAGGUCAAUGUCCAUAUGUUGGAUGGCUCAGUUGUGGAGUGUCGGCUGAUGUACUUCAGCAAGCACUAUGAGAUAGCGUACUUUGAGAUUCCUCAAGCUAGUCAGUUGCAGACAUUGUCAUUGGAAUCUAAUGUGGAGUUUGAUCAGGAUGUAUUUCUAUUGGCUAGAGAUACUGAUUUGAAUCUGAUCUAUAAGCGAGAUAAGGUGCAACUUGUAGAUCCGUGUGAACACCAACACAAUCACUACCAAUUCGUCCACGGCCCAAUCCCUGAGUGUGGAACCGGAGGAGCAUUGCUGGACCUUAGUGGAAAAGUUGUUGGGAUGCUAUUCUACAAACUGCCACUUGUUGCCUUCAUUCCAAGCUCUCUUAUCUUGAAGUGUUCAAUCAUGUGGCAACGUUUUGGGAAACUUGCUCGACCCCAGCUUGGCAUGAAGCUAGGGACAUUGGGAUUUCUAGGCAUUCCCCGUGUUGACUUCAUGUCACGUAAUUUCAAUAUUUCCUCUGGUCUCAUUGUAGGAGAGAUUUCAGCAAAAUGUGAUGCUGAGAAGCUUGGCAUUAGGGCAGGGGAUGUUAUUUUUUCAUGCCAGAAAAAACGUGUUUCAAGUAUUGUUCAGCUGGAAGAUGUGCUGUUGGGUGUUGGUGCGGAACAUCUUGAGAAGAGCAAUGAUCUCAGCUCUAAAGUUGAUGUUGAGAUUGGUGUAUUUCAUGUGCGCAAACGCAAAAAGAGUGACAUUAUUUUAAGAGUAGAGUUGUCAGAUCGUCUUGAAGUUUUUCAUUCAGAUGAUAAAGAUGCCAAGGCAGUAGGAAUCAAGGGAGAGGAAGCACCGGCAUCAGCUGCAGGUGAAGCAAAGCCAUGAAGAAUGUGUAGGUGAACUCUAUCCAUGACUUCCUUGUAGUGAUCAUCAGAUAUUUAGCUAGAGGCUACCUAGGAUUUUUGCUGUAAGCUCGGUAGAAUGUAUCACUGCCCCUGAAGUAAAGAAGUAGAUGUGGUGUAGCUUUUGGAUGAAACUUGCAGGCUAGUGUUAGUUUUUGAUGGUACUAUUCUGGAUUCUGGA
Molecule: messenger RNA, 1704 nt
Organism: Lolium rigidum
Lineage: Eukaryota; Viridiplantae; Streptophyta; Magnoliopsida; Poales; Poaceae
Exons: 10
Coding region: 1-1506 (501 amino acids)
Molecular function (GO): protein binding
Source: RefSeq, a predicted model, not a curated record